AUGGCGAAGAAAAAGCCUCUACCGAAUUUGUCUAAAGAGGAGAAAAUGGUGAUGGUAAUAUCAGAGAUAAUACAAGAAUUACUUGUUGCACAUCGUCAAGGGAAAGAUGUUAACCUCAACAAAAUGAAGACGAGAAUUUCUUCUAAAUAUGGUCUCGGGACAUCGCCUAGGCUUGUGGACAUUAUAGCAGCCGUUCCAGCUGAUGCCAAAAGUAUACUCUUACCAAAGUUGAAAGCGAAACCAAUACGCACAGCUUCUGGAAUAGCAGUGGUCGCUGUAAUGUGUAAGCCUCAUAGAUGUCCGCACAUUAAUUUCACCGGGAAUAUAUGCGUGUAUUGCCCUGGCGGCCCUGACUCGGACUUUGAGUAUUCUACUCAGAGUUAUACUGGUUAUGAACCAACUUCAAUGAGGGCUAUAAGAGCUAGAUACAAUCCUUACUUGCAAACACGGCAUAGAGUGGAACAGUUGAAGCAAUUGGGGCAUAGUGUUGAUAAAGUUGAGUUUAUUGUUAUGGGAGGUACAUUUAUGAGUCUUCCUGAAGAUUAUCGAGACUAUUUUAUAAGGAAUCUCCAUGAUGCCCUAUCUGGCCAUACUUCUACUUGUGUAGCUGAAGCUGUUAAAUACUCUGAGAAGGCCAAGACCAAGUGCAUAGGAAUCACAAUAGAGACAAGACCCGACUAUUGUCUUCAGAGACAUAUGAGUGAUAUGCUUAAUUAUGGAUGCACAAGAUUGGAAAUUGGUGUGCAGUCAGUUUAUGAGGAUAUUGCUCGUGAUACAAAUAGAGGACAUACUGUUAAAGCUGUCUGUGAAAAUUUUAACUUGGCCAAAGAUGCUGGUUUUAAGAUUGUUGCUCACAUGAUGCCAGAUCUCCCAAAUGUUGACUUUGAGCGUGAUGUUGAACAAUUUAAGGAGUUCUUUGAGAACCCAGCCUUUAGAGCUGAUGGAUUGAAAAUCUAUCCAACUUUAGUAAUACGAGGCACUGGCUUGUAUGAACUGUGGAAGACUGGUAGAUACAGAAGUUACCCCCCAUCAACCUUGGUUGAUCUGAUAGCUAAGAUAUUGGCGCUUGUUCCACCAUGGACUAGAGUGUACAGGGUUCAACGUGAUAUCCCAAUGCCUUUAGUUUCAUCAGGAGUGGAACAUGGCAACCUUCGAGAGUUGGCACUUGCUCGUAUGGCCGACUUGGGUACAGAUUGUAGGGAUGUCAGGACUAGAGAGGUGGGCAUACAAGAGAUACACAAUAAAGUGAGACCCUAUGAGAUAGAGCUAAUAAGACGGGACUAUGUGGCGAAUGGUGGCUGGGAAACAUUCCUUUCUUAUGAAGACCCAGAUCAGGAUAUACUUGUUGGUUUAUUGAGAUUGAGGAAGUGUGCUGCAGAUACAUACCGGCCGGAAUUGAAGCCUGGACCAAAAGCCAAUUUUAAACAAUGCAGUAUUGUGAGGGAGCUACAUGUGUAUGGAUCUGUAGUACCGGUAAAUGCCCGUGAUCCUACAAAAUUCCAACAUCAAGGGUUUGGAAUGCUUUUGAUGGAGGAAGCAGAACGCAUUGCUCGCGAGGAACACGGCUCUGAUAAGAUCGCUGUUAUAUCUGGAGUUGGUACUAGAAACUAUUAUGCGAAAAUUGGUUACCAUUUGGAAGGGCCAUAUAUGGUCAAAAUGCUUGUAUAA
This is a messenger RNA of Parnassius mnemosyne (clouded apollo), 1668 nucleotides long. The record is from the annotation of a GenBank genome assembly. Lineage: Eukaryota; Metazoa; Arthropoda; Insecta; Lepidoptera; Papilionidae.